This is a messenger RNA of Ambispora gerdemannii, 248 nucleotides long. The record is from the annotation of a GenBank genome assembly. NCBI's taxonomy places the organism in Eukaryota, Fungi, Glomeromycota, Glomeromycetes, Archaeosporales, Ambisporaceae.
UUUGCUCGACAAUCCCCUCUGUGCCUGGCCCAUUGACACCUAUUACUUUCUUGCCUCCAUCAUCUACGCUAAAAGAACCAACGCUAUUUUCAUGCGCACGGAACGCCAAAUUUCCAACCUCAGCUUUUCCAUCAAAAACAACCUCCCUUUUGGAGAGCGGAAUUGCGAAGGUUAUCGCAAAGAUAGAUAGAAUAAAUAAAGUGACAAAAGAGAUUUUUGAAGUAUACAUGGCGAUUUAUCGAUAUUAA